AUGGUCUACUCUGAGGUGCGGACCCCGCCGGAUGUGAUACUCCUCCAUUCUCAGCCGUCCGAUCUCAUCCCUAGAAAAACCACUACAUUCUUUUCGAAUCCGAAUGUGAAUCCAACUUGUUCAUUGUUUUCUCUCUUUGAUUCUGCAUUAUUCACUUGGAAAAGCCGCGGAUUCGGCCCUUUUCCAUCUCUGAUUUGCUGCGCUCCUUUUCCCACCGACUGCUUCUACUUUUGUUGCAAACUCGCUGUCACUUACAUAGACUCUAGCGCUGUUCAAGCUCUAAAAGACUUGUACCACGAAUACAGAUCACGUAACAUCCAGAUAGCCGUUUCCAAUCCGAAUCGAGACGUUCUGCUGACUCUAACAAGAGCCGAGGUGGUCGAUCUAAUAGGCCGAGAAUGGUUCUUCGUUCGCGUGCACGAUGCAGUCCAAGUAUGUCUACAGCAUGUGCAGAGCUUAACCGAUUCUUCCAUGAGCCAAUCUCCAUUGCUAGAGAAGAAAUCAAGCCUCUUCAAUCGACUACUGAAACAGAGAUCAGAAGAAGCAGCCCUGUCUCAGUUGGAAUCGGGAAAUCGGGAGAUCUCCGCCUCGAGAGACGACGCCGGCCAUCUGGAGCCACUGCUGUCAAAGAAGACCUGAGAACAACUGUGAUGGUGGUGCCAUUGUCUGGUAUGAUUAUAUGGCAAAUGUAUGUAAAAUUGUGUGUCCAAUUCUUUGCAUAUAGAUAUAUAUUGGUUUGAAUGUGUUUAUUUGUUUCAACCUACUCUUUGAGUUAUAUUGUAAUAUGAUUCUAAAGAAAAGAAAAUGUGAAGUGCAUUUAUUGUUAUA
Molecule: messenger RNA, 828 nt
Organism: Salvia miltiorrhiza (redroot sage)
Lineage: Eukaryota; Viridiplantae; Streptophyta; Magnoliopsida; Lamiales; Lamiaceae
Exons: 4
Coding region: 1-639 (212 amino acids)
Biological process (GO): transmembrane transport
Cellular component (GO): membrane
Source: RefSeq, a predicted model, not a curated record